Molecule: messenger RNA, 2450 nt
Organism: Linum trigynum
Lineage: Eukaryota; Viridiplantae; Streptophyta; Magnoliopsida; Malpighiales; Linaceae
Source: the annotation of a GenBank genome assembly
UCUUAUAUUAAAAAUCACUUCUAAUAGUUUUACAGCCAAACACUCAACUGUUUUUUUUAAGUACUUAUCUAAAAGCUCCAGCAAGAAACUGCUUCAGCAAAAGCUACAGCCUACAGCAUAGACAAACAAACUAAGCUAAUAAUAAAAGAACGGAAAUUUAGACACAACUCCUACAGCGUUCAUUUCUCUCUCACCCCAUCUCUCCUUCUCCUCAAUUCUCCACCCCAAGGCUUGUAUUUACUAUUUAUUUAUAGAAAAUCAGCAAGAUGUGACGAAAUUUUGGUCACAAAUAGUUCGUCGCCAAUAGUAUGGUCAAAGUUGGCUAGCCAACGCGGACGGGAGUAUUCGUCACAAAUUAGAUAGUCACUGAAAGUUACUGCACUGUGAUCCCGUCACUAAGUUGCUGCACACUUAACGUCAGGCCACUUGGGCGGCUGCUGGUCUGUCCCCUUUGGCGGCUGGUCAGCUCGAUUGCACCGUGGUCUGUCCCCUCUUGGCCGGCCCUGCAUAGAAACAUUGACGGCGGAAACCUCCAUUCAACAGGACUUUGCCUCUUUCUUAAGAUCUGUACUCAAUUAUUGCGGAUCCCUGUUUCGGAUUAAUUAUCCCGACACUUCACCGACUAUAAGAUUAGUACUUAAUCCAUCUCCGAGACCGCCACAAAUAAUCAGAUACAUGGAGCUCCUCCUGCAAAUAAUCCCCAUCUUCCUCUUAAUUAUCUCCAUCAUCAUCAUCGUAAUUAUAUUUUCACCCAAAAAAUGGGCGCCGCGAGGAAGAAGAAAAACCGGACGCCACCUGGCUCCGGCUCCCGGCUGGAGGCUCCCCGUGAUCGGCCACCUCCACCACUUCCUAACGAGCCGCCAGCCGCCGCACCGGCUCCUCCGCGAGCUGUCGCGGAAACACGGCGACGUGAUACGGCUGGAGCUGGGAGAGAUCUCGCACGUGCUGAUCUCGUCGGCGGAGGCCGCCAUGGAGGUGAUGCGGACCCACGACGUCAAGUUCGCGCAGCGGCCGCCGCACCCGCACUACGAGAAGGUGGUGUACGGCGGGAUGGACCUCAUCCAGGCUCCCUACGGCGACUACUGGCGCCAGCUGCGCCGCGUCGCCACGCUCGAGCUCCUCACCGCCAAGCGUGUGAGGUCGCUCGGGCGGGUCAGGGAAGCGGAGGUUAGGACCCUCGUCCGGUUGAUCGCGGCGGCUUCAGCCGCGACAGCAGGGGCCACGAUCGACCUGACGAGAAUGUUGUUCAGCUUGAUGUACAGGAUAAUAUCGAUGUCGACGUUCGGGGACGUGUCGAGGGGCCAGGAGGAGUUCAUAAAGGUUGCGGAGGAGCUGGUGGAGUAUGCGGGAGGGUUCAAGGUCGCCUACUUGUUCCCGUCAAACGCCCUGGUGCAGAGGCUGUCGGGGACGAAGGAGUUUCUGGACGGGAUACAGAAGGUCGUCGACGGGCUGGCGGAGAGCAUGAUCGGGCAACAUCAGGCCAGGAGAGCAGCGCAAGGGGGGAAGUCGAGGUCGGAGGAAGAGGAUCUUCUCGAUGUGCUCUUGAAUCUUCAGGAAAACGGCGACACGCUUGGUUUCCACUUGUCAACCGAUGCUGUCAAGGGUUUCCUCCUGGAUAUUUUCCUAGCCGGAAGCGAGACUCCAGCUGCACUGAUAGAAUGGGCAAUAUCCGAAAUGAUAAAAAACCCAGAAGUGAUGUACAAGGCGCAAUCCGAGGUGAGAAGAGUGUUCAGUGAAAAAGGAAGGGUCGAAGAAGCUAGGAUUUCCGAGCUCGCCUAUUUGAAACUGGUGAUCAAAGAGACGCUAAGAUUGCACACUCCCGCCCCACUCGUGCUUCCCAGAGAGUGCAGAGAAGAGUGUCAUAUCAGCGGAUACGAUAUUCCCUUGAAGACGAGAAUACUUGUGAAUGUGUGGGCCAUUGCAAGGGAUCCUCGUUAUUGGGGCGAAGAAGCUGAGAAAUUCUUGCCCGAGAGGUUCCUAAAUAAUAAAGUUAGUUUUAGAGGAGGUGACUUUGAGUUCCUCCCUUUUGGAGCGGGAAGAAGAAUGUGUCCUGGAAUGACUUUCGGAUUAGCAGCUGCUGAACUUACUCUAGCAAAUCUGUUGUUCCAUUUUGAUUGGAAACUUCCCCGUGAAGUUGAGGCAACAAGCUUCAAUAUGGAUGAAAAGUUUGGCGUCACCCUAAGGAGGGAAAACCAUUUGGAACUUAUUCCUGUUGUCCGCUAUAACCCUCUACCUUCCAUUUAAUUUCUACCUACCGUGGAUUAAGUGUAAAACGUCUAUAAUAAUCUUCAACAAGUGCUUUCAUUAUCCAUUGUAAACAACUUGGUUUGUAUACUUAUACUCGUAUAUUAAAUAUGAGUUGUUAUGUACUUUCAAUAAUGUACCACACGUCAGACUGGUCGAUUUACUUGUCAAAUUAUCAUACGAGAAACUAAAGAAUACGAUGAUUU